Molecule: messenger RNA, 1830 nt
Organism: Folsomia candida
Lineage: Eukaryota; Metazoa; Arthropoda; Collembola; Entomobryomorpha; Isotomidae
Product: thyroid hormone receptor beta
Exons: 5
Coding region: 141-1703 (520 amino acids)
Biological process (GO): negative regulation of transcription by RNA polymerase II; positive regulation of transcription by RNA polymerase II; cell differentiation
Molecular function (GO): zinc ion binding; nuclear receptor activity; RNA polymerase II cis-regulatory region sequence-specific DNA binding
Source: RefSeq, a predicted model, not a curated record
UUUACCUCGUAACCAUGGCAACGAUAUACAUAAGUGGUUGAACUCGAGACCAUAUGGUUAUUAAACGGAGAACAUUUAAGUUAAUGAUUUAAAAUAUUAGUUUUGCAAACGGCAUAAAUAUCUUACAUUAAUUGAUUAAGAUGGGAGAAGAAACUAGGAGAAAAGGGAAAAGAAAAGCAAGCGAAAAAUCAAUUAAGGAAACAAAAAAAGCCAAAAAAUGUGUUCCAGAAAUGUCACAAAAAUCUAGCAAACGAGCCAUCGGAGAAAAAAAUCCUUGCCAUGUUUGCGGAGAGAAGGCGAGAUCUUACAAUUUUGGAGGCAUGUCGUGCAACUGUUGUAAAUCUUUCUUCCGACAUUUUGUCUUAACCAAUGUCAAGGAUAAUACAUCCAUCGAACGUUUUAAGAAGGAUUGCAAGUUUAAAGGAGACUGUGAAAUUGACCAAUUGACAAGAAAAAAGUGCAAAACUUGUAGAUUUUUUAAAUGCGUUAAAAUUGGAAUGGACCCCAAUUGGGUCUUGUCAGAUUUUAAAAAGAUACAAGAAUUGAAGCAGAAAUCCAGCGCUGGCCAAGUCGAAAAAGAGCCAAUUCUUCCCAUCACUAAAAGUCCAAAUGAUGAAAAAUUGACUGACGAGGAUGUCACAAGAGUUGAAAAUAUUUCGCAAUAUUAUAAAACUGCGUGUGAACAAAUUCCUUACAUGUUUCCAUCCCGAAAGAAAAAUGAAGUCGUUAGUACCACAAAAACUCGAAUAUUACUGAUUGGAUUAAUUUCCACUUCGAUUCGAAGGUUCGUAUAUUUCGCGAAAAUGAUUCCCGAAUUUGCUAAUCUUUCUUUGCACGACCAAACCAAUUUAUUAAGACGGUCAGGAAUGCAAAUGGGAAUGCUGAGGGGAUCAGUGACAUUCGAUUUCGACAAACUUAUGAUCACCUCAUUGGAUAGCGGAUUUCCAGAGAAUUACCCUGAUAUCAGUUUGGCCGAAAUUAAAAAUAUCUGUCCCCACGACCUGACCGAAAUGCAUACUCAAUUAUACCGGAGGAUUCGAACUAUUGCCCCUGACGAGGCGAGCAUCAUGCUUUUGAUUGCUGUCGUACUGUUCUCGGAUUGUGGUUUAAUAACCGAUGGUUGCACAGAGUUUGAGGACCGAGCAGCAAUCAAUUCAGCACAAGAAUUAUACACUGCAUUGUUAGAAAAAUAUGUAAAAUUUAAACACGGCGAUGCAAAAGGGAGACUUACAUUUGCAAAGCUCUUAUCACAACUUGUGGAAUUGACAACAGUUUGCCAGCUGCAUCAGGGACUACCCCUCAAUUUAUCGGAGCACCAGGUCGAUAAAAUGCAUAAACACCUCUUGGAACUUCAAAGAAAGUCGAAUAUUUCGCCACCUCCUAACCAGAAACAUAUCGUAGCGGAACGAAAUCAGUUCAGAGAACUCAAGAAAUACUACAGAAAAGAGACGUCCUGUAAAAGCAAUCAGCCACCGAGAGUUGAGUCCCCUGAGAUCUUGAAACCAAGUGAGACGGCCAGGAACUCGGAGGCAUUUCAAUUGCUAAUUCGUACCUUUGUAAACGUUAGUGGGGAGUGGGGGAUUAAACCUGCUAAUUUUGCUCACGGUCCGCACAUAGGCAUUAAUCGAGCCUUCAUGCGAAGAAUCCCAGAACUUUUGCUGGACCCAUGGGAUUGUUUGGUCAAUGAAACGAACGAUUAUUAAUUAAUUAUGAGAUUUAUGGUAGGGUAUUGUUUUCGUAUUAGAUAAACUGAAAUCAGUAGCGUUGAAAUAAAUAUCUGUAAACUGUCGUAAUUAUAUAAAUCAACAUCGUUUAAAACUGCUUACUCUA